AUGACCACAAAUGAGGCUUCAACUCAACCGAGAAACUCACUUGCUAACUUGGAGCUUUUAGCUGAGGAACAAACUAUUGCAAUCAAGGAGCUGGAGUCGAAAAUCAAGAAGAUUGAAGAGGAGAAUGAGAAGCUAAUCGAAAAACAAAAGUCACAGCAAGAGGACUUAUCCAGGAGGGAGGCAGCUGCAAUUCGUCGUUUCAUUGUUACCGAUGCUCGAUUGGCUCAUAUCUUGUCGGUCAUGCCCAGUAAACUGCGUCGAAAGUCCUCGGAUGUAGAAUUUGACUCCGAAGGCGUGGAAGACUCUAUUGAUGAUUAUGGGGAGGAGGUGAGAUCCGUAAAAGUGAAGGAACAAAUCCAUCAACUGAAUGUCCUCGACCCUGCCAUUGAUUUUGUGUAUCAAAAGGCCUCCGAGGCAGCACAGUCGGGUAAAAUGCGUCUACAGCAGAGUUUUGAUGACCUUAUCGCAUGGAAGUUCACUCCUGAUAGUGCAUCUGGAAAGCGUCUUAUGGCUUGCAUGCGGGAGUUGCUAGAACGGAAUAAACACCUGGGCGCUAUCAACCAGAUGGAUCGCCUUUCGGCCUUGGAGUCAGAAACGCAGAUGCAGGUCUCGUGCAUUCGAGAAUAUAUGAAAACUGCUCAAGAACUUAAUGCGGUCCUUCAAGAAUCUUCUACAGAUCUGGAUGGCGUUCAGAGCAGUCUCUUCACAUUGAAGAAGCAGCUGAACAAAGCUGAAGCGCUCGUCACUGCCCUCAAGGUACGAAGUAGAUCCGUUUACACAUUUGGGGUGCACAUCGGUUAUCAUUAUGCUUCUGAUUGGAUAUUCACAUUAAAGGAGGAAUAUGAAAAAGUUUAUCCCGGUCAAUCCGAUUCUUUGAUAACUGCGGCCUUGACGAGGCUGAGCCAACAGGCGGUGGCGGAGGAAGGAGGAGGAUGUGAAUCGCAGGAGGAUGCAGAUGCGCGUUCUGUGGUUGAAUCUGAGGCACCUGCUGCCACCAGCGAAACCUCCUUGCACGAACUCAAAUAG
Hydatigera taeniaeformis is the source of this 1026-nucleotide messenger RNA. The record is from the annotation of a GenBank genome assembly. NCBI's taxonomy places the organism in Eukaryota, Metazoa, Platyhelminthes, Cestoda, Cyclophyllidea, Taeniidae.